AUGGUUCGAGCUUUUCAUCAUCACAGCGGCAUGCAGAAGUCCAAAUCUUUUCAUAUCAGGAGGAUGUUUGAGAAUUCAGGGAAACAUGGUCAUGAUGAACCAGGUGAAACUAAUAGGUUGUACUCAAAAAGCUUGGAGUCUAGGAGCUCAUUCGAUCACACAUUCGAAAUUCACGCCCAAAAUAGCGAUCAUAGUCCAGCAGCAAGCUUGGGAGUUGAACCACCUAGAAUUCCUCCCAAGAGACCAGCUGAUAGUGACUUGAUGAAGGAAAGGUUUGCUAAGUUGCUUUUAGGAGAAGACAUGUCAGGUGCAGGGAAUGGUGUUUCUUCGGCAUUGGCUCUAUCAAAUGCCAUAACAAAUCUGGCUGCAUCUGUUUUUGGAGAACAGUCAAAGUUGGAGCCAAUGUCCUCAGAAAGAAAGGCCAGGUGGAGAAAAGAAAUUGACUGGCUUCUAUCUGUAACUGAUCAUAUUGUUGAAUUUGCUCCAUCACAACAAAUAGCUAAGGAUGGAUCAAUCAUGGAGAUCAUGACUACCCGGCAACGAACUGAUCUUCACAUGAACAUCCCCGCCUUGCGCAAGCUUGAUGCAAUGCUCAUUGACACCUUAGACAACUUUAAAGAUCAAAAUGAGUUCUGGUAUGUCUCUAAAAAUGAUGAGGAUCCUGAGGCUAACUCUAACAACCAAAGGAAGAGUGACAAAUGGUGGCUACCAACAGUUAAAGUUCCCCCAACAGGGCUGUCUGAAAAGGCCGGAAAAUUUAUACAGUUACAGAAGGACAAUGUCAACCAAGUGCUUAAAGCAGCCAUGGCAAUAAAUGCUCUAAUACUAUCAGAAAUGGCGAUCCCUGAAAACUAUAUUGAAUCUCUCCCAAAGAAUGGUAGAGAAAGCCUUGGUGAAGCAAUCUAUAAGAGCAUUACAGUGGAACACUUUGAUCCUGGACAAUUUCUCUCAACAGUGGACAUGUCCACAGAACAUAAGGUGCUUGACAUCAAGAAUAGGAUGGAAGCUUCCAUUGUGAUAUGGAGAAGGAAGAUGAUCAACAAGGAUAGUAAGUCUUCCUGGAGUUCAGGAGUUAGCAUUGAGAAGAGGGAACUCUUCGAGGAGAGAGCUGAGACAAUAUUGGUGAUGCUCAAACAUCAGUUCCCAGGACUUCCACAAUCUUCACUUGACAUUAGCAAAAUACAAUACAACAAGGAUGUGGGACAAGCCAUCCUAGAGAGCUACUCAAGAGUAAUAGAAAGUCUGGCUUUCACAGUUAUGUCAAGGAUUGAGGAUGUAUUGUACGCUGAUUCAAUGACAAAGAACCCUUCAUCUGUAGUGAGUAGCGGAACCCUCUCGUUGGAUUCUUUACCAAAUUCAGGAAAGACUUCUCCAAGCUCUAGGGAUGAGAAUAACAACUUCAAUUCUUCGGAGACACAACCUUCAAUGACUCUUUCAGAUUUCAUGGGUUGGACAUCAAUGAGGGAGGAUAGUGACGUAAAGAAGACUGACUCCACUGAAGAUUCAGAAGAGGACGAGGACGAAAAAGAUUAA
Messenger RNA from Sphenostylis stenocarpa, 1533 nucleotides. NCBI's taxonomy places the organism in Eukaryota, Viridiplantae, Streptophyta, Magnoliopsida, Fabales, Fabaceae. The record is from the annotation of a GenBank genome assembly.